GAGUGUGUGUGCGCUGUCGUCGUUGUCAGCGCCGCGCCGCUAUACGCGCUUACACGCGUUUUGUUUUGUUGUUGUUCGUUGUGUUGCCAUCAUUUUCGUGGUUAUUGUGGAUGCAACAUUUCGUUAUUGUUGUUGUCGCGUAUUUAUUUUUGCUUUGAUAAUUGUAAAUAUGUUGCGAUAGUUGUAGCUAAAGCUGUGCGCUGUCUUUCGACUCGUGUGUGUGUGUAUGUGUUUGAGUGUGCAUGGCUGUGUGUUUGCGUUCAUCCCCUGCUGUUUGCGGAUACGAGAUGCAGAUAGUCAUCGCAACGAGACACGCUGAUGCUACCACCAACCAUUGACGAGCAACAACGCCGCUUUGCACAAACACACACACACAGACAUAUUCUAUAAAUAAACAACAACAAAAAGACACACAGCGCACAUAUGCCACCCUUCUUCAAUCCCUACAGGCAGCUCGAUCACUCAUACACAUACGCGCAUAGAGCCAUACAGACACGUACACUUAGUAAAUAUUUAGUCAUCAGCCACAACAUCCUCAUGGCACAUCCCGGUUCAUCCCCGUUAAGCCACUGCACCGCUAACUGUAGCUGCGCUAGCGACGCGCAUUGAAGCAACGCCGACUGAACGAACACAUCCCAGCUCGAACAUCCGUUUGUAGCAUCCCAAACCAAUUCAAAUAUUAAAACGUUCAUUCGCCUUGGGUGUUGAUGUGUCUGCGUGGUCGUAGUCGUGGACGUGCUCGUAUCCGUUUGCAGCAUUUCGUUUUGCUUUGGUUUGAUUUAGUCUUGCGGAGACAACCGGCAGACAGACAACUCACACAGACCACUCAGCGCUCGCAGGCUCUGCGAUUUUCACUGCUCAUACGCGCAUUCGUCUUUGACAAGCGGUACGCACGAUUGACUAACUAACUUCGGCGUUCGCAGUUAGUGCGAGUUAGUGCUCGAGCGUUUUGCGACAUAUUUGUGUGAUUCUUGAAGAAGUCGUGCUUGACGCGUACGCACUCGGUGCUAGUGUAACUGUAAAAAGUUGAAAUUUAAACAAAAAAAUAUAAAAGAAAUAAGAACUGAAAAAUCAUUGCUUUCAAGAACUUCAUGAUAAUUUCAAUAUUUUGUGGAAUUUAUAACAAAAAAUAUGUUUAAUUUCGGUUGAUUUCGUGUCAUUUCGUUGAAAAGCAGCUUGCGGUUUUAAAUUAUUCAAUUACUGACUGGAUAAUUACAAGUGCGUCUGUGACUCCGCAACCACACAAUCACAGCUGUUGUGCGAAAUGAGCGCCGGAAAGUGCUGGAGUACCAAGAAUUUCCAUUAAAAAAAGCAAAUAUUAAAUUAUAUUUAAAUUAUGAAAAAUAUGUGAAAAUAAAAUUAAAUACUUGGAAGUAAUGGAUAGUAAUGGAAAGUGUGGUGUGAAAUUUAGAAAUUAACUAGAAAAAGUACAAUUCGUGGAAGUUCUAAAAAGGCAGCCGAAUAAAGGGCAAAGUACUGCUGAAAUGUUAUUAAAGUAGUCAAAUUAUAAUUACCAAUACAUAUGCAAUUACAUAUGAAGUACAAAAACUGAAGCGUGAAUUAAUCGAUUUUUAUAUGCGACUACUUCAUAAAAAUAAUUUAUAAAAAAUUUAAUUAAUUAAUUACAUAAUUAAAAAAAUUAAUUAAUAAUUAGUGCUCAUUAAUUACAUAAUUAUAAUUUAAAAAUUAAAAAAAAAAUUAAAAAAAAUUAACUAAUUAAAGGAAAUCACUUUCAAAACAUUUAAGCAACUAACGCUCAAAAAGUUCCCACAUUUCAUGCUGGUACUUCUAAGGGUUAACUAAAAAUAUAAAUAUGCAUUGUUCACACAAAUGAAUUAUAAUUGAAUAAUAAUUAUAAUUUAGCCUAUCAUUAAAUUGAGCGCGUCAUAAAUUCUUAAAUUCGCCAAAAGUAAUCAGUGUUCAACUCAAGUUGCAGUCGCCGUCGGCAUAUGCAGUAUACUUGCAUGACUGCUUAAACUAAAUAAAAAGUAAAAAGUACUUAAUUUAACCAUAGAAGUUAUAAAAACCAAAUAUUUGGGAUUGCAACGCGCGGCUUGAAUAUGAUUUUCGAUCGCUAUGCUGUAUCAGGCAAUAGUGGCGACGAGUACGAAGCGGCGGCAGUGCGACACCUCAAUUUUGUGCCAUUCUCCAAUCACCACAGCAAUCACUUCAAUCACCAACUCCCCCUGCAGCAUCAUCUCCACCAACAACAAACACACCUGCCAACGACGCCACUGACAGCGAGCGCCGCACAGCCGUCGUUGAAUUACGAACGCGGCGAACACAAGCGCGAGAGCGGUGACCUAAACGUCGCUAAUGUCAACGCCAGCGCCAACGUCAACGCCAAUACAAUUUUACAAAACGGCCAUAAUAGUGCGGCGUCAUACGAUUUGGACGCAUCGCCACUUUAUGCGACACCAAUUGGGGCGGCAUAUCACAAUCAUCAGCAGCAGCAGCAGCAACAGCAACAGCAACAACACAAUCACAAUAACAACAAACAGGGCAUUAACUUGCAGCCACCACAACAAAACCAACCACACCUGCCGACACAAGCGCUUGCAGCAGCGGCAGCCGCCACGUCCGCCACAACGCCCACCUCCGCGUCCGGUACAGCGCAUCCAAUGUACAAUUCAUUCUUUGGCAGUAAAGCGCACGCGGAAGACUUCUUCACGCAGCUGGCGCGUUUGCGUGGACGCGACGAUUCCGUAAACGGCUUGGAUAUACGGGAGCGCGGCGUGUACGCGAAGGUGCGGCUUAGCCGCGGUACGCGUUACGGCCCAUUUGUGGUGAAGCUGUGCAGCGAGCCGACGGCGCCCAGCCUGGCUUGGGAGGUCAUUGCAGGUCCACACUUCCGCGGCUGGUUGGAGCCGUCACAUGAUGUUGCGACGUGGCUGCGCAAAAUACGCGCUGUCGACAAUGACGGAGAGGCUAAUCUGAAGAACUUCCUGGUGGCAGGAUAUCUUUGGUAUGAAACAAAUCGUGAUAUAAACGCCGGCGAAGAAAUCACCAUCGAUGGACGGCCGCGCACACCCAUACACCUAAACGAUGGCUUCGCCAAUGGCGGCGAUGCGGGCACAUUGAACGCGACGAGUGGCUCGCUGCAAGGCGAUGAUAAGAGCGAACGUGAUAAUGGAUCUCUCUAUAGUGGCGGCAACACCACAGGCGACGACGAGUACAACCGUGAGCGUUCGUUUAGCGAGAAAGCGGAUUGCCUUGAUUUGACCGACGACGAAAACGGUUUCGACAUACGUUGUGAAGUUUGUGAUAAAACAUUUCCGGAGCUAGACGAGUUGGACCAUCAUUUGGUUGCUAAGCACUCGUUUCGUAAAGACGAGUUCCCCUGUGAGUUGUGCAACAAGCCAUUUUGUCAUCGUCCUUUAUUACUGAAGCAUCGCGCCUUAGAGCACAACGAAGUUCGAAAGUAUCCCUGUGAAAAUUGCCCAAAGGUAUUUCGUGAUCCAUCGAAUUUACAGCGGCAUAUUCGUGCCAACCACAUCGGUGCCAGAAGUCACGCGUGUCCGGAGUGCGGAAAAACAUUUGGUACAUCGUCCGGCCUCAAGCAGCACACGCACAUCCACUCGUCGGUGAAGCCGUUCCAGUGUGAGGUGUGUUACAAGGCGUAUACGCAAUUCUCGAAUUUAUGCCGUCACAAGCGCAUGCACGCCGAUUGUCGCAUGCAAAUCAGAUGUCCUAAGUGCGGUCAGAGCUUCAGCACGGGUACCUCGUUAACCAAGCACAAGCGUUUUUGUGACCCCACCAACGUGCCGCUGCCACCACAGCCCGUCUCAGCCGGAUCCGGUGUGAAUUUGCCACCACAUUUGCCGACGCACCAACAGCAAGUCAUGCAGUCUCGCGUCUUACAGUCGAUGAAUGCGGCCGUCGCCGCCGCCACGGGUAAUACCAAUGGCACAAGCGCUGGUCUGCCAGGUAGUGGCAUGUCGCCAGCCGACCAUCCGUUCGUGCUGUUUCCGCCGUUCUUUCCGAAUUUUCCAGCUGCAGCCGCUGCCUACGGAUUGCCGGGCAUAUUUCCGCCAAGCUCAGCGCAGGCAACCAACUUCCCGUUCUUGUUUCCGAAGACCAAUUUGGACAUGUGCAUGCCGGGUUUGCCGACGUCAAGUGCUCACAAUACAUUCAGCAGUUUGCCGUCUAUUAAGGCUAGACGGCUACACAAUUUGAACGCUGGCGAGAGUAUGCGCUCGGGCGACGUAUCACCGCCGUCGAGUGAGCACAGUCUGAAGCAAUCGAAUAGUAACGCUAAUGCCACACUAAGUCUAGCCACGGAUACUGAUGAAGAGGGCAAAGUACCAACACCACUUGCGCUGACGUUGGCUUGUAAUUCACCCAAUUUCAAUGCCAAUCAAAACAGUUUCUCCACACACAAUCCAAGUGAUGAGGAGACCAGCUCGUCUGUGGAGCUAAAGAUCACACAAAAUGAAGACGUCGACGUGCAGGAGCAAGAAGAAGUUGAGGAGCCAGCAGAUAUGUCAAAGUGUGAGACCAGCACCAACAAGCUUAUGGAAGAUGAUAAGAAAUCGAUUGAUAUAAUGAGCACUCCACCACCCGCAGACCCGUCGGAUGAGGAAAACAGCAAAGCCACCAAUAGCGCCGCUGCUGCGGAACUGCCACUCGAUUUGAGUAUAGGCCGCAAGCGCGCACGCACCGCCAGCUCCAGCUCAACUGCCGACACACAAUCGGUACAUAGCGAACGCUCCAGCAAUCAGGCCACACAAGGCGAGCACAAAUCUGACUGCGAGCAGCAACCCGAGUCCAACCUAAUACGCGCACAUCACCAUAAAUUACUCAGGCGUUCAAGCCACAAAAUAUCAAACCGUCGCUGCGAGAAGCUAAAUCGUACACCCUCUAUUACCGCCUCGCCUGGACCGACACCGUCACCUUCGCCACCCAGCAAAGAGCAAGUCAAUUUAUUGUCAAACGAUGUGAAUUCCUCAGCGUCGGCGGACUUUGAUUGCUUGCAACCGUUAGAACGAAAUCCGCUUUUCUUGGAGGAGAUCUAUCAUCGUUCGCGCACGCUAAACGAUAUCUUUCCACGCCCGUUUCCUUUUUUAGGGCCAAUGGGCGGACGGCCAGCCUUUGAUAGAGCAUUACAAUGCUCUGACAUGCCGUUUCCGCCCGAACCGGUUUUUCGCAAAAAUCUACUACCUGCCGGUCUCAUCGGCAGCAUGUUGGCCACGGCCUCCGGCAAAAUCAAGGAUCGCUACACAUGCAAGUACUGUGGCAAGGUGUUUCCGCGUUCAGCCAAUUUGACACGUCACGUGCGCACACACACCGGCGAACAGCCCUAUACGUGUAAGUACUGUGAUCGUGCUUUUAGCAUUUCGUCCAACCUGCAGCGUCAUGUACGCAAUAUACACAAUAAGGAGCGUCCGUUCCGCUGUCAUCUGUGCGAUCGCUGUUUUGGUCAGCAAACGAAUCUCGACCGACAUCUGAAGAAACACGAAGCCGACACGAACGGUUUGGGUAUUGGUUUCGGCGACUCGCCCUCCUCCAAUGAGGCCGAUCGCGAGGACAACUAUCUCGAUGAGAUACGCUCCUUCAUGGGCCAAGGCACAUACAGCGAAGAACAGUACACACCGACGAGCAUUGGUGGCGCCGAAAACGACACCGACUAUGCGGGCAGCGAUGCAGACGUGGAGUUAUCCGUCUCGCGUUCAUCCUCAGUCGAUGCUGCGUUGGCUAUUGGUAGUGGUGAGGAUGCCGUGCACGUAAAGCAAGAGCCGUCGGCAGAUGCGACGAAGACCAGCGACGCGGUCGAUGUAAGCUCGUAAGCGAGCGCGAAGGGUUGCGAAGUGUUGCUUAGCAGGUGUUAAGUGUUUUGAGUAAAAAUUACAUAAUUAACGGUCGUUGUCGAUGUGUGGGUGAAACGCACAUAUUGCGUAGCGCAGUUGCGCGCUGAGUUCUGGAACGUUUACGUCUAUUACGUCAAUAGUGAUAAAACUGUGCGCAUUUGCUCGUGACAUACUAUCAAACAGCUGUGUUGAAAAUAUUAGCAUAACGAAUUUUAAGUGUAUAAAUCAUAAUUGUUGGACAUAAACAUACAGUUUCACAUACAUACAUACAUACAUGUGUGUGUGUCUGUGCGUAUAUAGUAUUUAGCUGAGCGCAUUAUAUGCAAAGUAUCUAAACUACAGUUGUUUUUGUAAUAAGUUUUGUUAAAUUUACUAGAAUGUACUAUUAAAUCUAAAUGAAUUCUUGAUUAGCUAGCAAAAGUCAGGAAAGUUGAAAAUCAAUUUUUUUGCUACCAAAAAGUGUAAAUUGGGCCUCGCAAGUCCAGUGAUUUGCACUCAGCAGCACUUGAAAGCGUCAAUAGCGUAUUUGUUUAGUUGUAAGUGCCACAAGAAAAUAUUAAAAUUUAAAUAAAUAAACAAAAAUGCGCAAAUAAAUGCAUAAAUCUUAAGUAAUUAGCAGACUAAGUAACAAAAGUCACUUGUAAAUAAAUAUGAUAAUAAUGAUGAAGGAGGUUAAUUGUAUGUUUUGAGACAACACGCGCACAUAAUACAAUUAUAUAAGCAGUAUAUGAGCAGAAAUACGUAUGUAAAUGUUUAAGUAAAUAAAUAAAAUUUGAUUUUUGUAAUUUGUAAGCGUAAACCAAUCGUUUAAUAAAUAAAUAAAAAAUAAAAAAA
Molecule: messenger RNA, 6641 nt
Organism: Bactrocera neohumeralis
Lineage: Eukaryota; Metazoa; Arthropoda; Insecta; Diptera; Tephritidae
Product: transcription factor hamlet
Exons: 8
Coding region: 2061-5786 (1241 amino acids)
Biological process (GO): regulation of DNA-templated transcription
Cellular component (GO): nucleus
Molecular function (GO): RNA polymerase II cis-regulatory region sequence-specific DNA binding; DNA-binding transcription factor activity, RNA polymerase II-specific
Source: RefSeq, a predicted model, not a curated record